AUGAACUUGGCAGGGGAGCCCCUGCCCACGACUGGCACAGCUGUCCACCACGCCGUAGGAGCAAGUGGCAGCCAACAGAAGCAUGCCGGACAGAAACAGCAAGAAAGCCCUUCCUUGCGCGGCAUCCCUCUGGCACCUUCCACUGAGGAAGUGGAAUGCUGUGCUUGCUGCAAAGAAAACUCGCUUGCAGAGUCCAGCUCCAUUAUUGCAGGUGCCCUGUACUUGCAGAGCUCUGGUCCGGACCCUGGGGACAUCAUUUUAGAUGGCAUCUUCACUGAGCCCGAUACACCUACUGGGCCAGAGCGGCUCUCCCAGAGGGGUCGGGCAGGACCACCGCCCUGCACGCCCAGCCCCAUCCAGCCAGUGGAAUCAGAGAGUCCCCAGCACGAGCUGAGCAUCAGUCCCCUGACUGAGAGGGUGAAGAGCUUGCAGCGGGAGGCUGUGUGCCCCCGAGGGGCAGGUGCGCCCCUCUCUAGCGUGGGGACGAGGGUAUCCGCUAACGAGCCUCCUGCCAGCCCCGCGCCCGGCCCGCCGUGGGUGCUAAGUGUGGUGUCUCUUCCAUGCUCUUCUGUGCCCCCAGGAUGCGGGGAGAGACCCACUUACGCGGGCAGAACUCGGCAUUCCCGAAUCAUAGGGGGGCUGGAGGCCGAGGUGGGCGAGUUCCCGUGGCAGGUGAGUAUUCAGGUGGGAAACGAGCAUUUCUGCGGCGGCUCCAUCCUGGACAAGUGGUGGAUCCUCACGGCGGCUCACUGCUUGAACUCUGUGGCCAUCUCAGCUGCAGACCUGAAUGUCGUGGUGGGGACCAACGACUUAACCAGCUCACACGUGGAAACUAAGCUGGUGACCACCAUCGUUCGCCACAAGGACUUUAAAAAAGUCAACAUGGACAACGACAUCGCCCUGCUCCUGCUGGCCACACCGAUCACACUCAGUGACCUGAAGGUGCCCAUCUGCCUGCCCGCGGAACCCAGCCCCUCCACGUGGCACGAGUGCUGGGUGGCAGGAUGGGGCCAGACGGACGCUGCCAACAAAAACUCCAUGAAAACAGAUCUGAUGAAAGUGCCAAUGAUCAUCACAGACUGGGAGGAGUGUUCAAAGGAUUUUCCCAAACUUACCAAAAACAUGCUGUGCGCCGGAUACAAGAAUGAGAGCUACGACGCCUGCCAGGGCGACAGUGGGGGGCCCCUGGUCUGCACCCCGGAGCCCGGUGGGAAGUGGUACCAGGUUGGCAUUAUCAGCUGGGGCCGGAGCUGUGGCCAGAAGGGGACCUCGGGGAUAUACACCGCUGUGGCCACCUACAGCCUCUGGAUCAACAAGGUGACCCAGACUGAGGGAAGGCCCUUGGAGCCCCAGGAAAUGAGAAGCCCGAAGCAGAAAGCAACCAGCCCCCGAGCCUUGGGACCCCCGGAGCCAGGCAGCCUCCCAUUCUGGCUCUGCCUCUGCCUCCCGUCCUACGUGUUAUUCGGAAAUAUUUUGUACCAAAAAUAA
Molecule: messenger RNA, 1488 nt
Organism: Lemur catta (Ring-tailed lemur)
Lineage: Eukaryota; Metazoa; Chordata; Mammalia; Primates; Lemuridae
Gene: PRSS55
Product: serine protease 55
Exons: 9
Coding region: 1-1488 (495 amino acids)
Biological process (GO): proteolysis
Molecular function (GO): serine-type endopeptidase activity
Source: RefSeq, a predicted model, not a curated record